Amphimedon queenslandica is the source of this 499-nucleotide messenger RNA. RefSeq names its product SH3 domain-binding glutamic acid-rich-like protein 3. The transcript has 3 exons. Gene Ontology annotation, cellular component: cytoplasm. NCBI's taxonomy places the organism in Eukaryota, Metazoa, Porifera, Demospongiae, Haplosclerida, Niphatidae. The record is from RefSeq and is a predicted model, not a curated record. The coding region runs from base 99 to 380 and encodes 93 amino acids.
GUGGCUCAUUGAGGCCACGCCCAGAGACCUGUUGUUCCUUUCUGUGGUUGUAAUUUCACUAAUUUGAUUGCUUUGCUCGUUUCUUUUUUCUCUUAGCCAUGGCAGCAGUCAACUAUUACUACUCCAGCGUAUCCAGCAACUUAGAGUUGAAAAAGAACCAGCAAAAGAUAGAGAUGAUACUAGACUCAAAGAAGAUACCAUACAACAAGCUUGACGUUGCUGCCGACACUGACCUCAGGGACAAAAUGAGAGGAAUAAUUGGUGAUCCAAAAGCACUCCCACCUCAACUUUUCAACGGAGAUACAUACUGUGGGGAUUUUGACGCUUUUGAAGAAGCUCUUGAAACAGAGACCCUGGAAGAAUUCCUCAAGUUGAAAUGAGCUCCUCUAGUGCCUUCAUGCUAAUAAAGCACAACUAUUGUAGACUAGCAAUAUAAAAGCUGUAGAGAAAUUUAUAGUGUUUGCAAAUGCUUUUUAGUUAAUGAUCUUUAUAAACUUCA